AUGAACAGUUUUCUACUCCCAUUUUUCAUAUGUCCCGUCAUUUGGGCAAAAAUUGUGAAGUUAGAGAUCGAAGAGUUUAAGUUAAAGAAGUAUGAACCUUGGAUUUAUCGAGAUGAUGUGGUCACGAGGUCAGGCGCUUCAGGUCAGUCCUCUGUGCAUUUGUUCCAGAAUGACGUAAUGAUUGGAGAGUUCUGUCUACCAGGCUAUAGAAAAUUUGAGAUAGUCAAUAUGAUGUAUUCUAAUGACGGCCCAACAGAUGUUAUAAAUGUAAGUAUCAACCGAAAACACAUUGGUACUGCUCAAGCAAAACUGCUAAUUGGUGGGAAAUCAGGCUGGAAUGACUUCCGGUCUACUUGGAACAUCGGGAAGCCAAUGACGUUACCACCAGGACGCCACACAAUCAUGUUGAAUGUGACUGCAUCAGAUCGAUGGGGCACUGAAUUGGACGCGAUCCUCUUUAAUAUCGAAGACGAAGAUCUGAGCGACAAAGCAUUUCAGUGUGCGUUAUUUUGUUUUGAAGACAUAAACUACAGUGAUAUCACAGGUCGACGAGACGACAUUCCCAGCGCAAAGUUCGUCCAGUACAGUUCGAGUACGACAUGUACAGAGGAAGACAAUAUCAAGGUCGCCAUUUAUCACGAUACUGCUAGAAAAUUGCUUAUCACUGCCUCUGGACCAGGGUAUAGAUCAUUUGGAAAUUCACGAACGCCAAAUUAUGAAGGAUGUAAAAUUACAAAUCCAUUAUGGAGGUUUGGUGACAUCAGCGUUGACCCGUCUAGAACCCCAGUGGAAUCUUCACGUGCUCUCGUCAGGUUUGCAGGGGAAAAUGAUAACAUAGAGGUCACUGUGACCUUCGCGGCAAUAGAACGACUUAGAACGAGAGAUUUUAAUAAUCUUAAUGUGGGUACAACAUUAUAUGUAAAAUUACGGAAUUUAACUACAGUUGUCCAGGUUUUUGCGGCCUAUUUAGGACAAAAACGGACGUGGACAAAUCUUUCGUGGCAGUCAUUUAGUCCUGAAAUACUUACAAGGAAUUGGUCUAUACCUGACUGGUCCUGGUCAAAAGAAAAAGGAAACCUUCUUAAACUGACCUUCGUGCGAACAUCAACAGAGGCAUCCUUGCCAAUAGUCAUAGAGGAGAUAGGGCUUUCAGAGAGGCAAAUGAACCAUUCCAAACGUUUCCUAUUUGAGAACGAAGAAUUCACGCUAGAAGGGGUCGAUCUUGAUUUUUGGUGGCAGAAAGACAAGAACAUGACCGUUUCUAUACUUCAGACUGGUGACUGGCACGUAGAUAUAGACUGUAUCAGGAUAAACUACAAACAACAAUGGAAGGCCGACCUCCGCUCUCAAAUAUUUGAAAUAUGCCAGGACGGUCUUGUAAAACUUGCUCCUCCGGCACCUCAUGGUCUCGAUUGGAUUCCGUUCGGUUCAUCAAUCUUACUCGGUGCUGCAGAUCCACGAUUACUCCGUCCGUACACUGACAUCAAACAUAUCGACAUUGACGCCAGGAUGAUAUCGUUAAAUAUUCGCUAUCGAGACAAUUCUUCCCUGUCGCUUUCCCUUAAACCUUCCUAUCUAGAAACUCGCCUAUUUGUCCAGGACAUAUUCGUCAGUGGAGAGAAACGGAUGGCUCUCCCUCUGAUUACAUUCUUAUCCAUGUGGGUGUCAGAUGGUAAUGCUGACGUAGAUCACAUUACUAUCAAUGGCGACUCACCGCGACACAUUAUACAGCGCUGGGGCACUCUUUACGGAGUGUCGGCUACGUUCUUCCGACAGUGCAUUUCGUCUCACAAUACGCAGAGUCCAGAUAUACGAAUCGAUGUUCUCGGUGAUGAGGACGAGGUCAUUUUAUAA
This is a messenger RNA of Ylistrum balloti, 1854 nucleotides long. RefSeq lists its product as uncharacterized. The record is from RefSeq and is a predicted model, not a curated record. Bases 1 to 1854 code for a protein of 617 amino acids. The transcript has a single exon. Lineage: Eukaryota; Metazoa; Mollusca; Bivalvia; Pectinida; Pectinidae.